Messenger RNA from Cheilinus undulatus (humphead wrasse), 1016 nucleotides. RefSeq names its product E3 SUMO-protein ligase ZBED1-like. The record is from RefSeq and is a predicted model, not a curated record. Gene Ontology annotation, molecular function: protein dimerization activity. Lineage: Eukaryota; Metazoa; Chordata; Actinopteri; Labriformes; Labridae. The transcript has 2 exons. The coding region runs from base 3 to 518 and encodes 171 amino acids.
GAAUGGUCGCUGAAGCUGCAGCCUCUGUGGAGCAUUGUCAGGAAAAAAUGAACAGGCAGGACCAGGAGGAACUUGGUGAUUGUGCUGCUGCAGAAGAGGGUCAGAAUGAAGGAGGAGACAACAACUUCCUGGGGCCCCCAUCUGCAAAAAGAAGAGUGUCCUGUGCACUAGAUGAAUUACUUGGGAACACUUUUGGGGAAACCAGCAGGCAGGCACCAGCACUUCAAGAGAAGUCAGCCUUUGAAAAUGCAGCAGAGGAGGUGAAAGAGUACAGCAGGGCUGCUCCUUUGCCACUGUCUGAAAGUCCAUUAGAGUGGUGGAAAGAACAUCAUUGUGAGUACCCUCUCCUCGCCAAACUAGCCAAGCGGUACCUAUGUGUACCAGGGACAAGCGUCUCUGCUGAACGUGUCUUCUCUACAGCCGGGGACAUUGUCACCGCUCAGAGGAGCAGCCUCACCACAGAGCAUGUUGACCAGCUCUUGUUUUUGCACAAGAAUCUUGACAUUCCCAAGCACUAGCUUGAUGAAGAGCAUAGUUCAUUGUAGCAGCAGAGUACUUUGAAAAAGUAUAUAUUUUUGUUCACUGUAUUAUGCAUUUAGUUUACUACUUUUGAUGUCAAGGGUUUUGAACAAAACACUUUUCAAAUUCAAUUUCAUACAAAGUUCAAGGCAAAAAUUUUGAGUUUUCAGGGGCUCAGUUUGACCUGACAUUUGUUUUCUUAAAGCACUGACUGAACAGAAACAGCUAAAUAAGCUAAAGAAAAAUGUUUUAUGUAUCUUUUCAUAUUGUACAUUUGUUUGCCUUUUUUACUUACAGUCCAGGCUUUGAAAAGGGUUUAAGUGCACUUUAUAAUGGAGUAUGUUAUCGUAAAGGCUCCUAUUUGUGUGCAGAUAAAUGCAGCAGUUUACUUCACAAAGUCUAUAUUCUAUCACAUUUUGUCAGAAGGGUUUCAGAUGUGUUCUAUACUGAUUAUUGCUGCUUUUAAAUGCAGUCCAGGCUUUUGAAGAGAAAGUAUA